ACCAAGAUGUCUACACAUAAAAAGAAGACCAGGAAGCUUCGUGGUCACGUCAGCCAUGGUCAUGGACGUAUAGGUAAGCACAGGAAGCACCCUGGUGGUCGUGGUAAUGCUGGUGGUCUGCACCAUCAUCGUAUCAACUUUGAUAAAUACCAUCCUGGUUACUUUGGAAAGCUUGGUAUGCGGAAUUACCAUUUGCGACGUAAUACGAAAUGGUGCCCUACGUUAAAUUUGGAUAAAUUAUGGACAUUGGUUUCUGAACAAACCAGGCUUAAAUAUAAAGAAUCAGAAAAUAAAGUCCCAGUAAUUGACCUUGUUAAAGCAGGGUAUUACAAACUUUUAGGAAAAGGACGACUUCCUAAACAACCAGUUAUUGUUAAAGCUAAAUUUUUCAGUAAACUGGCAGAAGACAAAGUCAAGGCAGUUGGAGGUGUCUGUGUCCUCUGUGCUUAAGGAUGCAGGAGCUGAAGCCUUGAACAAACCUGCUGUGUAUAAUUCUGAUAAGUUUAUAUUCUUAAU
Messenger RNA from Habropoda laboriosa, 516 nucleotides. It is a transcript of the gene RpL27A, whose product is annotated as 60S ribosomal protein L27a. Gene Ontology annotation, biological process: translation. The record is from RefSeq and is a predicted model, not a curated record. The coding region runs from base 7 to 450 and encodes 147 amino acids. The transcript has 6 exons. Gene Ontology annotation, molecular function: structural constituent of ribosome. Gene Ontology annotation, cellular component: ribosome; cytosolic large ribosomal subunit. NCBI's taxonomy places the organism in Eukaryota, Metazoa, Arthropoda, Insecta, Hymenoptera, Apidae.